Paramecium pentaurelia is the source of this 1008-nucleotide messenger RNA. NCBI's taxonomy places the organism in Eukaryota, Ciliophora, Oligohymenophorea, Peniculida, Parameciidae. The record is from the annotation of a GenBank genome assembly.
UAUGUUAUAACCUAGACCCCCAUUCCCAUCAGGACAGAUGGAUUUAAUUUUAGGAAAGAUUGAAAACUAUGGAGCAUUAUUUUUAAGUGGAAUUGAGGCUGCUUUGAAUCCAUAAUUAAUGCAAUAAAACUAGAUUGGAGCAGUAUUAACUGUGGGGACAGAAUUGUCUAAUCUUAAAUUUGAUUGUGAAUAAAAAGUAGUUAUGUUCAUCAUCUUUAGUUGAUUAUGCUACAUGAUACUGCAUAUGAUCCUAUAAGAAGACAUUUUGAAGAAGCUAUACAUUUUAUUGAUGAAUAACGAAAAACAAAGAACGUUUUAGUCCAUUGCUUUGUUGGAGUUAGUAGAAGUGCUACAUUGGUAAUAGCCUAUUUAAUGCAAAUAUAUAAUUACUCACUUUAAGCUGCACUUACAUUUCUCAUUAGUAGGAGACCUUAAAUCAAUCCUAAUCCAGGAUUUAUGCAGCAAUUAUAAUAAUUCGAUUUUGAAUUAAACAGAAGGAGAUAAUAAAGACCUGCAAGUACUUAAUAUGUUAGAUGUUAUAAUGAAAGAGAUAGAAGAGAAUCUAUGGAAGUAAGAUCAACAACAAGAUAAUUUCCAAAUUAAAGUCCUUUAAAAAGAGUCAAUUAGAAAGCAAUGUCAACCAAAUCAUUAUUUCUGACUCCUAAAAAAAGUGAAGCAUAAAAUUAUUUUAAUUUUACACCUAUCGUUAAACCAAAUAAUUCGCUAGAAAUUAAAUAAAUUACAAAAAGUGCAUAAAAUUUGGAUAAUUGUGUUUUGAGAUAAUCUAAUUAUUAUGGAAAUAAUACUAAAAAAUUAGCAGAAACUGCAAUUAAUGGAUUUAAAUCUGCUUCUUCAUUCUGUAAGACUUUUUCAAAUCAUUUCCCUAUGAGCAAAAAUUAAAUGCUAGCUUAAACCUAAACAUUACUAAAAAGAACUCAAGGCUCUGGAUUAGGUCAUAGAGGAAGAUAACCAAUAAGAGCUUAAACUAAAAUUGAAUAUAAUAUAUGA